UUAUCAAAGUUGUACAACCAACUAAUUCAUAUGAUGCUAUAACGAAUCAUGGCUUAUUGGUUCAGUAUAUUGCUUUCUGUGCAGUAUGUGACUCGUUACUCUCGCAAAUCCUUACGGGUUCUUGGAAGUGUUGGAGAGCCCAUCAAUCCAAGUGCAUGGAGGUGGUUUUUCAAUGUUGUUGGAGAUUCAAGAUGCCCAAUAUCAGACACCUGGUGGCAAACUGAGACUGGUGGCUUCAUGAUUGCUCCCUUACCAGGGGCCUGGCCACAGAAGCCUGGUUCAGCCACUUUCCCUUUCUUUGGUAUCCAGCCAGUCAUAGUUGACGAGAAGGGAACUGAGAUUGAAGGCGAGUGCAGUGGUUAUCUAUGCGUGAAGAGCUCAUGGCCUGGGGCAUUUCGUACCCUUUAUGGUGAUCAUGAAAGAUAUGAAACUACAUACUUUAAGCCAUUUCCAGGCUAUUAUUUCAGUGGUGAUGGCUGUAGCAGGGACAAGGAUGGAUACCAUUGGCUUACUGGAAGAGUUGAUGAUGUUAUCAAUGUCAGUGGACACCGUAUUGGCACUGCAGAAGUGGAAUCUGCUUUAGUUUCGCACCCUCAAUGUGCUGAAGCUGCUGUGGUUGGUGUUGAGCAUGAGGUCAAAGGACAGGGGAUUUAUGCAUUUGUUACACUAGUUGAGGGUGUUCCUUACAGUGAAGAACUCCGGAAAAGCCUUAUAUUAACUGUAAGAAAUCAGGUAAGGAUCUAUUUCAGUGAUUUUCUUAACAUGAAUUCUGAAUUUCUGAAAUAAAUAUGCAUUAAAGAUCU
Messenger RNA from Nelumbo nucifera (sacred lotus), 803 nucleotides. Its product is annotated as acetyl-coenzyme A synthetase, chloroplastic/glyoxysomal-like. NCBI's taxonomy places the organism in Eukaryota, Viridiplantae, Streptophyta, Magnoliopsida, Proteales, Nelumbonaceae. Gene Ontology annotation, biological process: acetyl-CoA biosynthetic process. Gene Ontology annotation, molecular function: acetyl-CoA synthetase activity. The record is from RefSeq and is a predicted model, not a curated record.